GUGUUGGCUCAGAGCAGACAGAAGCUCAGCGUUCACACGACCUGCUGCUGAUCUUCAUCACCAUCCUCUUCUUCCUCCUCUUCAUCAUCAUCAUCAUCAUCGUCGUCACAGAGACAAACAGCCGAGCACACGCAGAUUAUUUCAUCCAGUUAAUCUCUGAUUUUAGAGAGAGGACAGAGACGGAGACAGAGACCAUGUGGAGACACAAGUGAUGCUGCUGAUGAUGCUGAGUUUGGGUGUUCAGUUCGUCCUCUGAAACUGAUGCUGAUGCUGCUGCUGCUGCUGCUGCUUAUCUCACUGCUGCUGCUGCUGCUGCUGUUGUUGUUGUCAUGGUUUUCUCAGAGUGACAUCAAAGUUUCUUCGGGGAGAUUUUUCUCACUUCACACCUGCUGUUUUACUCUGAGGCUGAAGACGACUGCUCUGAUCUGACACCAGAGACAGAGACAGGACACCAGGAGACACCAGGGGACACCAGGGGACAGACACAGACAGACAUGAACUGUGGACAUAAGCUGCUGCUGCUGCUGCUGCUGAGCGUCUCUUUCAUCACUUUGACCUCAGGUUCCCGCGCUCGCGUCGAGGACCUCGCGCCUCGCAUCGUGGAGGAUCCCUCGGAUUUAAUCGUCUCUAAAGGAGAACCCGCCACGCUCAACUGUAAGGCCGAGGGUCGACCCGCCCCGACCAUCGAGUGGUUUAAAGACGGCGAGCGCGUGGAGACGGACAAAGACGACCCUCGCUCGCACCGCAUGCUCCUGCCCAGAGGAUCGCUCUUCUUCCUGCGCAUCGUCCACGGACGCCGCAGCAAACCUGACGAGGGCGUUUACACCUGCGUCGCACGCAACCACGCGGGCGUCGCCGUGAGUCGCAACGCGUCGCUGGAAGUCGCCACUCUGAGAGAUGAUUUCCGCCAGGCGCCCAGUGACGUGGUGGUGGCUGCAGGAGAACCUGCCGUCCUCGACUGUGUUCCUCCACGUGGUCAUCCUGAACCCAGCGUCUACUGGAAACGCAACAACGUCCGAGUCAGCAGCAGAGAUGAACGCAUGACUAUGCGCAGCGGCAAACUGAUGAUCUCUCAGACCAGGAAGAGCGACGCUGGCAUGUUUGUGUGUGUGGGGACAAACAUGGUUGGAGAGAGGGACAGUGAUCCUGCAGAGCUGGUGGUCUACGAGCGACCCGUGUUGGUGCGAAGGCCGGUGAACCAGGUGGUGAUGGAGGAGGAGACGGUAGACUUCCUGUGUGAGGUCCAUGGAGAUCCUGCUCCCACUGUGCGAUGGCGUAGGGAGGAAGGAGAACUUCCCCGCGGGAGGUUUGAGAUCAGGAACAGUAACAGUCUGCGUUUGUUGCGUGUGAAGGAGGAGGACGAGGGGACGUACACGUGCACGUCAGAGAACAGCGUGGGGAAGACGGAGGCGUCGGCCGUGCUGCAGGUCCACGGUACCAAACACACACACGCUUCACUAUUAUUUCUACUUCAUUUAAAUACUCACACGCCCUCAUUUCCAGGUUGCAGGGGUUCACAAACACUGGGGCGGGACCCACACAGGUGA
This is a messenger RNA of Solea senegalensis (Senegalese sole), 1547 nucleotides long. RefSeq lists its product as uncharacterized. The transcript is spliced from 6 exons. The record is from RefSeq and is a predicted model, not a curated record. Lineage: Eukaryota; Metazoa; Chordata; Actinopteri; Pleuronectiformes; Soleidae. Bases 495 to 1547 code for a protein of 350 amino acids.